AUGGCCUCACCUCCGAAUGUGACAGUUCAUACUAUAAGAGCAAUAUUAAAUGAAGUGAUAGAUUCUCUCGAGUCACCAGACUAUUCUUCUAAGUUAGAUGAAGCUAAAGAGGCUGCUGGGAAUGAAAUGUUAAAAAUGAUGCAACUAGUUUUUCCAAUGGUAGUUCAGAUUGAAAUGGAAACAAUUAAACGCCAUGGAUUUAGUGGCUCUAGGGAAGGUAUAGUGCAGUUCACUCAGCUACUCUACUGUGGACACUUCUUUGUAAAUAAGAUACCG
Molecule: messenger RNA, 276 nt
Organism: Brenthis ino (lesser marbled fritillary)
Lineage: Eukaryota; Metazoa; Arthropoda; Insecta; Lepidoptera; Nymphalidae
Source: the annotation of a GenBank genome assembly